GGUACCACCGCCCUGCCUAUUUCUGCCGUGAAGCAGUAAUGCGUUUCGGUUUGAAGGGUGGGGCAGCCGUUGUAAUCCUGAGCUGUGAGCCCGUCAAUUUAUGUAAGCAAUAAAAAAUAAAAGUUAUCACAAGUUGAUCUCACCGCUCGACUCAUCUAAUUUAAAUAUUAUAUCGACAACUGUUCGCACAGUACUUUCGCCGUGUCUUAAACGAAUAAGCGUCACAGUCGAAGCUCGCCAGUGUGAAAGCUCAGUCGAAAAUAAGUGUCAUAAGUUCGGUUUUUAAUUGAACAUGUCUCACCAGUCCACUGGCGAGAUCUUCAGCAGAAAUAUGGAGAACCAGUCCGAUAAUGACGGCGUCAGACUCAUUGUGCUCAACCUUCCGGAAGACGAGGGCGAGGGGCUUGGCUUCAGAGUGACGAGGACGCUGUGGGAUCCGUAUCCGUGGGUCCGUGAAGUGACUCCGGGGUCCAGAGCUGACGCUGCAGGCUUGAAGACCGGAGAUUGUCUACUGCAAGCCGACGGAAGAGAUCUCCUAGGAUUACCGGUGGGACAGGUGGCCGGUCUGAUCCGGGGGGACGGCGCGGGGGGCGGAGUGUCUCUCCUCGUCUGGAACUGCGGCGUCGAUCCCAAGGAUGAUCCCGAGUUGCUGUGGAGUUGCGGCGGCGGCAGCAGGGGGGAGAGGUCACGCCGCGCGCUCGCCGGGGUGCUGAGGGCGCUCUCGUGCUGCGUCUGCGCCUCCACCGCCACCAGGGCCCUGCACUGCGCCAGAUCCCAUCUGUACUGCGAAACCUGUUGGACACGUUUGGAACGAUGCGCUCUGUGCAGGGAGCCGCUCCCGCCGAAGAACUCUCCCUACUCCAGAAACUUAGUCGCCGAACAGGUCUUCGAAGCGAUAGCGACAGAAUACGAGAUCAAGACGGCGAUAAGACGUCCCACUGAGACUGCAUCAGCCACGGCCUCCCCGAACCGCUCCCCCAGCAUCUCACCUUCGAUCCACAGGAAAGGACAAUACCAACUCUCGAUGAUGAGCAAGCGGAAACCGGAAACUACCGAAAAAUACAGACAGAUUUACUCAUCAGACCCGAACAUUCACAACUCAACCAACGCGUCGAGGCGACUGCGUAAUCCUACCGGCUUAGCAGGGAAUUCUCGGGCUGGCAACAUCAAUUGUAACUGUCAUAGUAGGAAGCUUGACAAGGACGUGCAGACGCAGCUAACGUCAAACGUCAGCGAGACUUUGACAGAUGGCUUGACAGUACAGCAUAGAUUAGUGACGAGAUUACGUCCGGCUUGCUCGUUGGCUGACCUACAGAACUCGAUGCCCGGCUGUCGUCUGUCGACUUCGCUAAAUAAUUUGGGCGAACACAGUAAAGAACAAAAUCAACACAGCAACUCUUUGGACAACUUGAAGAGUCACGGCACCGCGCUGGGUGAGUUCAGCCUUGAUGCGCCGGUAUUUCUAGUUUCUCCGACACCCGUAUACCUGGUCACGUGCGGACACAGCCAGGAAGGGAGCUAAGCACUUACUGUCCUCCACACCGGCGGGCGUACGGAGCGUACUCUCGUCUAUGAAAUAGUGUCUGUCAGAAAGCAACCGUUUAGUUCGGCGUCGCCGGAGCGAGUGGCGCUAAUUCAAAGAUGGCGUUAAAAGAUAUUGUAGUAAAUUAACCUUUCUAAGGUGAAAGUUUAUUUCGUUGACAGUUCGAUGUUUUUAAUUGAACUUCAAUUAAGUUUACCCCAUUCAAAUAGCUGAAGAUGUUUUUUUCUUGUUAUGAUAUUUUUUUCCAAAUUUGAAACUUUCAAUGUCUCUCCUGGAAAUUUGCAAAAAUGUCGCUUAAACAAACAGCUUUUCACUCCUCGAUAUAUAUUAUGUGUAAGUUCGUUUUUUUUAAAUUAUUUGUAUAUUGAAUUCUAAGUUAAAUAGCCACAUAAGUGUACAUUUUUUUUUUAAUGUAUAUUUGUUAACUAACCUUGUUUUUUUUACUUAUUAAAUUGUUUUCAACACGAAACGAACAAAACAUAAUAAAUAAUAAAUUAAGUUCA
Molecule: messenger RNA, 2046 nt
Organism: Bombyx mori (domestic silkworm)
Lineage: Eukaryota; Metazoa; Arthropoda; Insecta; Lepidoptera; Bombycidae
Exons: 10
Coding region: 293-1522 (409 amino acids)
Molecular function (GO): protein binding
Source: RefSeq, a predicted model, not a curated record